CUUCCCUACUAUAGUAACGGGAACAAGGACUUCAUUGGCGUAACGCAUUCGUUCUUUAACACUACAGCACGUUGUCUGGGAAGUAGAGAGGCUCGUAUAAAACUACUUUCGACGGUUUCCAAACACCCGAGUAUGGACCGAUUGAUGGGGGCGCUAGACCAGUGGCUGUGGAGGCAUGAGUAUUGGCUGCCCCCUGGCAUAACCUGGGAGGACAUGCAAGGCCAGGAGGGAGCCUGGUACCCUCGACCCCGCGACCUUCUCGUGUCCUUGCCCAUGGCCCUGGGCUUCAUCGCGCUCCGAUGCGUCUUUGAGAGGUUUGUAGCCCUCCCCCUGGGCAGGAGACUGGGUGUGUGUAGCCGGACAUGGGUCCCCGUCAGACCUGUGCCACCCCUGGAGGCCUUCUACACACAGCAGAACCACCAGCCCUCCCAGAACGAGAUCCUCCGCCUGACCAAGCAAUGUGACCUCACCCAGAGACAGGUAUUGACCUGGUUCCGUCGCCGUAGAAACCUGGACAGGCCCAACUACACCAGGAAGUUCUGUGAGGCUUGUUGGAGGUUUGCCUUCUACAUGCUGGCGUUCUCGGCUGGGCUGGCUGUCAUGAUCGAUGCACCCUGGUUCUGGGAUCAGAGGGAAUGCUGGAAUGGGUACCCGCUGCAGACGAUAUCCGAGGCUCAUUACUGGUAUUACAUGACAGAGCUGGCCUUCUACUGGUCCCUUCUCCUCUGCGUCUCUGUGGACAUCAAACGCAAGGAUUUUAAGGAGCAGAUCGUCCACCACAUCGCCACCAUCUCCCUGCUGGGCUUCUCCUACUGCUCCAACUACGUGCGCGUCGGCACCCUGGUGAUGCUCGUCCACGACACCUCCGACUUCCUGCUGGAGUCGGCGAAGAUGUUCAACUACGCCAAAUGGAGGAAGACCUGCGACAGCCUGUUUUUCAUCUUCACCCUCGUCUUCCUCGUUACUCGUCUCCUGGUGUUCCCCAGCAAGGUGAUCUACACCACCCUGGUCCUGUCCAUGGAGGUCUUCACCCCGUUCUUCGGGUACUACUUCUUCAACGCACUGCUGCUGGUGCUGCAGGCCCUGCACGUGUUCUGGGCCUGGCUCAUCCUGCGCAUGGUCUACAAGUUCAUGUUCAAAGGCAUGAUCGAACGAGAUGAACGCAGCGAUGUGGAGAGCGGAGAUGACGAUGACGGAAAUGAUGAAGAGGAAGAGGAAGAGGAGUGGGGUCGGGAAAAGAGGAAAGACAGCCUCAGCGAGAGCCUGGAUGUGUUCACCCAGCUGACCAGCCAGAGGAGCAGCCCGAGCAACAGAAUGCCCAAUUCCAGAUAG
This is a messenger RNA of Conger conger (European conger), 1332 nucleotides long. RefSeq names its product ceramide synthase 2-like. The transcript is spliced from 11 exons. The coding region runs from base 133 to 1332 and encodes 399 amino acids. Gene Ontology annotation, biological process: ceramide biosynthetic process. Gene Ontology annotation, cellular component: membrane. Gene Ontology annotation, molecular function: sphingosine N-acyltransferase activity; DNA binding. Lineage: Eukaryota; Metazoa; Chordata; Actinopteri; Anguilliformes; Congridae. The record is from RefSeq and is a predicted model, not a curated record.